UGGGAAGACUGGCAAGACAAGAGUUUGCUUUCCUGCUUUCUGUUUGGGCCUCUCACUCUUUUGAAAGCACGGUCUUUGCCCACGGUGUACUCCAAGUAGCGCCAAAAAUUUUCCUCACAACUGAAACAGUGAAGUCCGGUUUCGCUUGUUACACCACCAGCACAAAACGAUCGCGUUGGUCCUGAUUGUAUCGUCAAGCUUAUCAAAAGAAAGACCAUUCCAAAGCCCACCGUAACAACCAAAGAGACAACCAAGAUGCCGGUAGCGCUAAUUCUGGAUAUUUCCAACUCUUACGAUGAUGAUGAUGAAGCAGAGAUGAUGCUGAUGAUGGCUCCUCCAACGACGCUUCCGAAGGAUGAUCUCCCCGGUGCUCAAAUGGUUCCAUGUGCUGUUGUUAACCACAAAGAAAUCACAAAGACUUCCUCUGUUUCGGUCGACGAUGGUUAUACUGACGAUGAUAAUAGUGAGUACGACGAUUGGAGUUAUGAUUCAGGCGCUGACAAUGAUGGCAUGCUACUGGAUGAAAAUGACACCCACGCCACGCCUGCAGUCUACGCGCAGCAGCAGCCUCCCACUGCCACUGCCUAUGAAAUAUUGACCAAUCCAUCGGUGGAAAUUCACGACAUUCUCGCUGUUAUGCGGGCACUACCCAUGGAUCCCCACCUCCAAUGCCUCGCCUUGGAGAAAUUAUGGGUGCUUUGCUAUGAAGAUGCCGAUGCGGAAGAAUUGGUCCAUCUGCAAGGGAUUCAACUGGUACUGGAGGCCAUGUCUCGAUUUCCUCGCUACGAACGAUUGCAGCAAUGCGCCUGCGAAACGCUUCAAAAUGUUGCUGCCCUUGAACCACUUCCGGGCGGAACGGUCCAACAAGAAAUUUGUCAACGGGGCGGUGUCGGGCUCAUGGUACAAGCCAUGCGGCAUCAUGCCAGUUUGCAACUCUGUGUUUGCACGACAUUGAUCAGCUUGGCAAUGGACCAGCCCGAAAAUCAUGCCAUUAUCCGCGAAGAGGGAGCUGUGGAUGCCAUGGUUCAAGCACUCCAACAUCCAAACGCUGCAUGGGGUGCGCGGCAAGCAUUGGAGGCUCUGGGGGUAGAUGGGACUCAUCCUGCAGAUACCAUGAGAUAAUGUCAUUAUAUAGUGCAUGUAUUAUUAUAU
This is a messenger RNA of Seminavis robusta, 1152 nucleotides long. The record is from the annotation of a GenBank genome assembly. NCBI's taxonomy places the organism in Eukaryota, Bacillariophyta, Bacillariophyceae, Naviculales, Naviculaceae.